Molecule: messenger RNA, 255 nt
Organism: Closterium sp. Naga37s-1
Lineage: Eukaryota; Viridiplantae; Streptophyta; Zygnematophyceae; Desmidiales; Closteriaceae
Source: the annotation of a GenBank genome assembly
AUGGAGGGAGCUGCUGCGGCUGCGGUGGCGGCGGCGGCUGCUGCUGUUGUUGUGGUUGCGGCGGCUGCUGCUGCGGCUGCCGCUGCUGCUGCUGCUGCUGCUGCUGCCGGUGCUGCUAAUGCUCCAGCAGGUCCAACUGCCGCAACUCCUGCCGCUCCCGCUCCAACCGCUCCUGCUCCUCGCGUGCACGCCGGCAGGCCGCCUAGUAACGCGUGUCGUGGCGGUGGGGAGGCGGAGUGCUCUCCGCAGACUUAG